Manis javanica (Malayan pangolin) is the source of this 4205-nucleotide messenger RNA. RefSeq names its product kelch like family member 22 (gene KLHL22). NCBI's taxonomy places the organism in Eukaryota, Metazoa, Chordata, Mammalia, Pholidota, Manidae. Gene Ontology annotation, cellular component: cytosol; polar microtubule; Cul3-RING ubiquitin ligase complex. The record is from RefSeq and is a predicted model, not a curated record. Gene Ontology annotation, molecular function: protein binding. Gene Ontology annotation, biological process: protein monoubiquitination; positive regulation of TORC1 signaling; proteasome-mediated ubiquitin-dependent protein catabolic process.
AGGCGCGGGGCUGGCGGCCUGAGGCGAUCCCGCGGCCUGACGUGGCGGGGGCGCGGCGCGCGAGACCCCCGGGCGCCGCCCGGACCGGUAGCUGGCGCUCGCCGAGGUCCGCGGCCUGCCCGCCGCUGCGGGGCCCGGCGGCCGCCUGAUCUCCGGGCCGGCCCUGGCGUCCGCGGCGGUUCUGAGGGCGGUCUUCCCGGCCUCGACCCUCGGCGCUGCGCGGGCGGGUCCUGCAACAGGCGUGCGGGCGGGACAGGGCUGCCGCCACCCGGCAUGACCUUGGUCUUCGGCCUGCGAGCCUCAGUUUCCUCAGCCGCGCUGAGGAUCGGGGUCUGGAGGCAGAAGCGGGGAGCCCGGCCUCCGCAGCUUUCGUGGUUUCCUGACAGAAGCCGGAGGUCGCGCUGUCGGGGCAAGAUCUCCGGGUGCCGAAGCUUCGGUCUCCAGGUCCGACUGUGCGCAGGUCUGGGCGCGCCGGCGCCGCGGGGCCGCUCCCACCUUCGGUCCCGCGCUCCUUGCCGGGGCCCCCCUCGCGCCGGGCGGCCGUGGGGCGGCCGCAGGCCCGGCGCGGCGAGGUGCCCCCGCUCUGCUCUCUGGGAGGCGCGUUGCAGAGCGCAUCGGAGCCGCCGUCCCUGCGAAGGCCCCUGCAGAGCCCGGGACCCGCGCCUUCCUCUUCCCGCGCGCCCCUCUCCCCCCGACCCCCUUUUUUCCCCCUCUCCUUUCCCUUUGUUGGAGACCUUGCUUCAUACUGCAAGGACUGGGGCUCGCUGAGGGCAGACACUGUUGUGGGGCGCUACGGGGUGCUGAGGGUCGCCUACUCACCGAAUGGUGUUCAGUUGAAAAUUCAGAAAUGCCUUUGGCCCAGUCGUAUGUGUUUUCGUAAGAAUUCAUCUUACGUCCUUCAGUUUGUAUCUACUGGGGCCAUAAGGACUUCGCCCUAAAGCUUUGAACACAAUGAUUAGAUUAUUCCUGUGCCGAUUGGAAUGGGGAGUGCUAGGGGUGGGAGGGGGUUUGUGAUAGAGUAACCUCGGUAAGAUGGAUAGGAGAACUAGGGUGCCGCUGAGCAAGCACCCGAGUACAUUCUUUAUUUCAGAAAACAGGCAUGGGAAAGGAAUCACAAAGGAUACUUAAUUCUUUAUUUCUUGACACUUUGUCAAUUACAGAAAUGUGACACUGAGAAAUGCUGUUUUUCAUCUAAGUCAGCAAAGAUUAAAAACUAAAAAACACUUGGUGAGUUACUGGUUGGAAUCAGGUUCUCAUACUUGGUGGUGGGAGAAUAAAUUGGUGCGGCCUUAAUGGAGGGCAAUUUGUUGAUACCCAUUAAAGUGACAAAUAUCCAUGAACAUUUUAAUGACCCAGCAGUUCUGUGUAGUUACAUCAGUAACUGCAUAUAUGGCACACAUCUCUCAGAUCCUAAUAUUUUAUCUUGACGUUUUUUUAAGGAAAUAAAACAUGCCCUUUUAAUCGUGACUUUGAAUUCCUGUAAUGUGUCUAUACUAUUUUAUACCUGAACACAUACCUGUAAGCAAUACUGGACAGUAUUUUAUGUGUUUUUAAAGUUUUUUGUAAAUGAAAUUGUACUGUGUGUACCCUCAGCAUGCUGGUCUCUGCAGCUCUGAAGUUUCUCUACACUGGUGACUAGCUUGAGUUCCAGGUGGCCCAUCUAGUUGGCUAAUGCGGGGAAUCACUGCGCCACAGUACCCAGUCCCUUGAAGGCUGGGUGCUUUUAUUUCCCUUUUUUCUGUUGAGGAACCUGAGACUCAGGUUGGUCAUGCGCUGACGGCCGCAGUAGUGGUCUGGCGUGGUGGUCAGGAUGGCGGAAGAGCAGGAGUUCACCCAGCUGUGCAAGUCGUCUGCGCAGCCCGCUCACCCACACUGCAUCAACAACACCUACCGGAGCACACAGCACUCCCAGGCCCUACUCCGGGGGCUGCUGGCCCUCCGGGACAGUGGCAUCCUCUUUGACGUCGUCCUCGUGGUGGAGGGAAGACACAUUGAGGCUCAUCGCAUCCUGCUGGCUGCAUCCUGUGAUUACUUCCGAGGAAUGUUUGCUGGGGGGUUGAAGGAGAUGGAACAGGAAGAGGUCCUGAUCCACGGCGUGUCCUACAAUGCCAUGUGCCAAAUCCUGCAUUUCAUAUACACCUCUGAGUUGGAGCUCAGCCUGAGCAACGUCCAGGAGACACUGGUCGCCGCCUGCCAGCUUCAGAUCCCAGAAAUCAUCCAUUUCUGCUGUGAUUUCCUCAUGUCCUGGGUGGAUGAAGAGAACAUCCUUGAUGUCUACCGCCUGGCAGAGCUGUUUGACUUAAGCCGCCUGACCGAGCAGCUGGACACCUACAUCCUUAAAAACUUUGUGGCCUUCUCGCGGACUGACAAGUACCGCCAGCUUCCCCUGGAGAAGGUCUACUCCCUCCUGAGCAGCAACCGCUUAGAGGUCUCCUGCGAGACUGAGGUGUACGAGGGCGCCCUGCUCUACCAUUACACUCUGGAGCAGGUGCAGGCCGACCAGAUCUCACUGCACGAGCCCCCGAAGCUCCUCGAGACGGUGCGGUUUCCCCUGAUGGAAGCUGAGGUCCUCCAGCGGCUGCAUGACAAGCUGGACCCCAGCCCGCUGAGGGACACAGUGGCCAGUGCCCUCAUGUACCAUCAGAACGAGAGCCUGCAGCCCAGCCUGCAGGGCCCGCAGACAGAGCUGCGGUCAGACUUCCAGUGUGUCGUGGGCUUUGGGGGCAUUCACUCCACGCCUUCCACUGUCCUCAGCGACCAGGCCAAGUACCUGAAUCCCCUGCUGGGAGAGUGGAAACACUUCACUGCCUCCCUGGCCCCCCGAAUGUCCAACCAGGGCAUCGCAGUGCUCAACAACUUUGUGUACCUGAUUGGAGGGGACAACAACGUCCAGGGGUUCCGAGCUGAGUCCCGAUGCUGGAGGUAUGACCCAAGGCACAACCGCUGGUUCCAGAUCCAGUCCCUGCAGCAGGAGCACGCCGACCUGUGUGUAUGUGUCGUGGGCAGGCACAUUUACGCGGUGGCCGGCCGUGACUACCAUCACGACCUGAAUGCUGUGGAGCGCUAUGACCCCACCACCAACUCCUGGGCCUACGUGGCCCCGCUCAGGAGGGAGGUGUAUGCCCAUGCGGGCGCCACACUGGAGGGAAAGAUGUACAUCACCUGUGGCCGCAGAGGGGAGGACUACCUAAAAGAGACGCACUGCUACGACCCAGGCAGCAACACCUGGCACACGCUGGCCGAGGGGCCCGUGCGGCGGGCGUGGCACGGCAUGGCCACCCUCCUGGACAAACUUUAUGUGAUUGGGGGCAGCAACAAUGACGCUGGCUACAGGAGGGACGUGCACCAGGUGGCCUGCUACAGCUGCACAUCUGUGCAGUGGUCAUCCGUCUGCCCGCUCCCAGCGGGGCAUGGCGAGCCUGGCAUUGCUGUGCUGGACAACAGGAUCUAUGUGUUGGGCGGCCGCUCACACAACCGUGGCAGCCGCACAGGCUACGUGCACAUCUACGACGUGGAGAAGGACUGCUGGGAGGAGGGGCCCCAGCUGGACAACUCCAUCUCCGGCCUGGCGGCCUGCGUGCUCACCCUGCCCCGCUCCCUGCUCCUCGAGCCACCCCGCGGGACCCCGGACCGCAGCCAGGCAGACCCAGACUUCGCCUCCGAGGUGAUGAGUGUGUCUGACUGGGAGGAGUUUGACAACUCCAGUGAGGACUAGGGUCCAGGUGCCUGUUGUCUAAGGGGUGGAGGGGGCUCUGAGGGAGCAGGGCCCCCAGGCAGUACUUUACCCUUUACCUUGGGGCACUGGCAGCCAGCCCUUCCUUCUGGUACUACCGCCCUGCCUGCCAGCCUGCAGCAGUGCAGGCUCUGCAGAGGUGGGUUACCCUUCCAUGGAAAAUGCUCGUGAAGGGCUCUGGUUCUCUGAUGAAGUUACCGGGCCUGCUUCUCCUCAGCCCAGAUGGGGUGCUCCAUCAGCCGCUGGCUUGGCCUCCCUGCUUCCUGGUUCUGGCCCCCAUUGGGCUGAGAAGGUGCCCUUCUUAGGGGGACCUGGGGACUGGCUCCCCAGGCGAGGGGCUGGGGUGCACCUGCCACCCGCCCCACAGCCAGGGGCUGGAGCAUUUGGGAGUGGCAAGGGCUGGAGAAGGAGCAAAGAUCAUAAAGUUGCCUGAGACUGGUUCUAGUAAGAAAUCCCCUACAGCUGGGCUUUU